CCAAAGAGAAGGGGGCCUUUAAUAGGCUCGCCCAGCGCCCGGUUAGUGGCGCUACGAGUGGCUGCGGUUCGGAGAAGCAGUCCGGCACCUCCCUCUAGUUCUCGGCUGCAGAUCUUCGUCCUUACACUUGACAGCGAUUGCACUUAAGUUCCCGGGGCGCGCUUUGCUUGGGAAGGCACAGGUAGGAGGCGCGGGCUGACGGGCGCACGCUCACCGCUCUGGGAGGAGUCGUCCUGGCCUUGCUCUCCUUUCUGGGAGCUGCGGGCUGCCGGAGCGUUGGUGGUUCCGGUGCGCGGUCUGCACAGAGACCGUGCGGGCAGCUGCUCCGAUAGCACGGUUGUGUGCUGCCUGGAGCCAUGCUUCUGCUGGGCAUCCUAACCCUGGCUCUCGCCGGGGGACCCGUUGGCGGCUCAGAGCCAGAGCGGGAGGUUGUCGUGCCCAUCCGAUUGGACCCGGACAUCAACGGCCGCCAAUACUACCGACAGGGUCCUGAAGACCACGGGGAUCAGGGGCUAAUUUAUCAGAUUACAGCGUUUCAGGAGGACUUUUACCUACACCUGACACCAGAUGCUCAGUUCCUGGCGCCCGCCUUCGCCACUGAGCAUCUGGGUGUCCCCCUCCAGGGGUUCACCGGGAGCUCCCCAGACCUGCGACGUUGCUUUUACUCUGGGGACGUGAACGCCGAGCCGGAUUCUUUCGCUGCUGUGAGCCUGUGCGGGGGGCUACGCGGAGCCUUCGGUUACCGAGGCGCUGAGUAUGUCAUUAGCCCGCUGCCCAAUGCCAGCGCGUCCGCGGGGCAGCGCAACAGCCAGGGCGCACACCUUCUCCAGCGCCGGGGCGCCCCUGGCGGGCCUGCCGGAGAUCCCACCUCUCGCUGCGGGGUGGCUUCAGGCUGGAACCCAGCCAUUCUGCGGGCUCUGGACCCUUACAAGCCUCGGCGGACUGGUUUGGGGGAGAGUCGCAACAGGCGCAGGUCUGGGCGCGCCAAGCGCUUCGUGUCUAUCCCGCGGUACGUGGAGACACUGGUAGUGGCGGACGAGUCAAUGGUCAAGUUCCAUGGCGUGGACUUGGAGCAUUAUCUCCUGACGCUGUUGGCCACUGCGGCGCGACUCUACCGCCAUCCCAGCAUUCUUAACCCCAUCAGCAUCGUCGUAGUCAAGGUGAUGCUACUCGGAGACCGUGACUCAGGGCCCAAGAUCACCGGCAACGCGGCCUUGACGCUGCGCAACUUCUGUGCCUGGCAGAAGAAACUGAACAAAGUGAGUGACAAGCACGCUGAGUACUGGGACACCGCCAUCCUUUUCACCAGGCAGGACCUGUGUGGAGCCACCACCUGUGACACAUUGGGCAUGGCUGACGUGGGCACUAUGUGCGACCCCAAGAGAAGUUGCUCUGUGAUUGAGGAUGAUGGGCUCCCAUCAGCCUUCACCACUGCCCAUGAGCUGGGUCAUGUGUUCAACAUGCCCCAUGACAACGUGAAAGUGUGUGAGGAGGUGUUUGGGAAGCUCCAAGCCAACCACAUGAUGUCCCCAACGCUCAUCCAGAUCGACCGCACCAACCCCUGGUCAGCCUGCAGCGCGGCCAUCAUCACCGACUUUCUGGACAGUGGGCAUGGAGACUGCCUCCUGGACCAACCCAGCAAACCCGUCGCCCUGCCCGAGGACCUGCCGGGUACCAGCUACACCCUGAGCCAGCAGUGUGAGCUGGCCUUUGGCGUGGGCUCUAAGCCCUGUCCCUACAUGCAGUACUGCACCAAACUGUGGUGCACCGGCAAGGCAAAGGGGCAGAUGGUGUGCCAGACACGCCACUUCCCCUGGGCCGAUGGCACCAGCUGCAGCGAGGGCAAGUUCUGCCUCAAGGGGACCUGUGUGGAGAGACACAACCUCAAUAAGUACAAGGUGGAUGGCUCCUGGGCCAGAUGGGAGCCCUACGGCCUGUGCUCUCGCACCUGCGGCGGGGGCGUGCAGCUGGCCCGGAGGCAGUGCAGCAGCCCCACCCCGGCCAACGGGGGCAAGUACUGCGAGGGAGUGAGGGUGAAAUACCGAUCUUGCAACCUGGAGCCCUGCCCCAGCUCAGCCUCUGGCAAGAGCUUCCGGGAGGAACAAUGUGAGGCCUUCAAUGGCUACAACCACAGCACCAACCGGCUCACCCUCACUGUGGCCUGGGUGCCCAAGUACUCAGGGGUGUCUCCCCAGGACAAGUGCAAGCUCAUCUGCCGUGCCAACGGCACCGGCUACUUCUAUGUGCUGGCACCCAAGGUGGUGGACGGUACGCUGUGUACCCCUGACUCAACCUCAGUCUGCGUCCAGGGCAAGUGCAUCAAGGCUGGCUGUGAUGGGAAGCUGGGCUCCAAGAGGAAGUUCGACAAAUGUGGGGUGUGUGGGGGAGACAAUAAGAGCUGCAAGAAGGUGAUGGGACUCUUCACCAAGCCCAUGCACGGUUACAACUUUGUUGUGGCCAUCCCUGCCGGCGCCUCAAGCAUCGACAUCCGCCAGCGGGGCUACAAGGGGCUCGUUGGCGAUGACAACUACCUGGCCCUGAAGAACAGCCACGGCAAGUACCUGCUCAAUGGGCACUUUGUGGUGUCACCCAUGGAGCGGGACCUGGUGGUGAAGGGCAGCGUGCUGCGCUACAGUGGCACGGGCAUGGCGGUGGAGAGCCUGCAGGCGUCCCGGCCCAUCCUGGAGCCCCUGACCGUGGAGGUCCUCUCUGUGGGGAAGAUGACGCCCCCGCGGGUCCGAUAUUCCUUCUACCUGCCCAAAGAGCCUCGGGAGGACAAGUCCUCCCACCCCAAGGACCCCCGGGGCCCCCCUGUGCUCCACAACAGUGUCCUCAGCAUCUCUAAUCAAGUGGAACCGCCAGAGGACAGGCCCACAGUGCGCUGGGUGGCGGGCAGCUGGGGGCCAUGCUCCUUGAGCUGUGGCAGUGGCCUGCAGAAGCGGGCGGUGGUCUGCCGUGGCGCCCUGGGGCAGCGCACAGUGUCUGCCUGCAACACGACCCAUCGGCCGGUGGAGACACGCACCUGUGGGGACCCCUGCCCCACCUGGGAGCUUGGGACCUGGUCACCCUGCUCUAAGAGCUGUGGCAGGGGAUUUAAGAGACGUCCGCUCAAGUGUUUGGGCCACGGAGGGCGGCUGCUGGCCCGGGACCAGUGCAACCUGCGUCAGAAGCCCCAAGAACUGGACUUCUGCAUCUUGAGGCCAUGCUGAAUAGGACCAUCCCUUUCUCCUCCUCACUGUCCGCCCCAUGGGUGCUGCCAGUGCUCUGGCCAGCUGGAGCGGUGGGCACAGGGCAGUGGCCAGGGGCCCAUGCCACUAUGUCACCACAUCCAGGGACUAGGAUCAUGGGUGGGAGCGAGCAGUUCCCUCCUCCUCCCUGGCCUGGGCGGGGAGCUAAGUCACUAAUGCACAGUCUACCUCACACCUGGCUCCUCUGGGGCCCAGUCUCGGGGAGAGGCUGAGAGGUGCGGGUGCUGGGCAAGAAGGUGCUGGGGUUCAGUUGCCAAGAGACCUGGAGGAUGGGCACUCCCAGGCAGAACUUCAGGGACCUUGGCCCCCGUAAGGGAGGCCAUAGGCUGCUGGAAGAGCCAUGGCCCAGCAGCUGGGCACCCUUUUGUGGCCCCAGGGGCUCUGAGCCAUCUCUGAACAAGGUGCUUUUAGCCCACAUUCCCUUUCUGACUGACAUGGACUGAACAAUAAAAAUGGGCUGGGAGUGAGCAGGAACUGAGGGGAGAGUGGGGCGAGGUAGGCCUGUGGCUUGGGCCAGUCUCCUUGGGAAGAGCUGGAUGCCUUGGGGGAGUCCUGAGGUUCCUCAUCUUCCUUCUACCCUUGGCCCCCCAUUAUAGAGACACCACUUCUCUCCAUGUCACCCAGGACACCAGACUAGUGGGAGGGCUUUCACAUAGAUGUGCUCUGAGGCUUUGCAGGUAGAGCUAGGAAGUCAAUAGGGAGCCUGUUGUUUUCUUUAAGAGGGAUCCGACCAUUCAAAAAAUGCUGAGACUUGUAAGGGGACGUGGAUUUUGGGGCUGAAGCAGGGAGUUGGGGAGAUCCAGAGGGCUCUGCUGUCACUGGGGCUCUAGGAUGGGGAGCAGGAGGCCCCAGUUCUGAUGGCUUCUCCCUCCAGGGAGGCAGGUAUGAAUCAGGCUGACGCCUUAGGCUCUGCAUCAUCUCAGAGAAACUUCAAAGUGGGCACGGUCCUGUGCCUACUAAGAAGGCAUGGGAAGUGCCCAGGAGGGCUGGGUGCUGAAAAUCCACAUGCUGGUCUUCAUCUGGACAGCUCCACGCAGUCUGGCCUUGGGCAUAUCACGUUGCAUCCUAGGCUGUGGUUUCUGCAGUUGCAAAAUGGGGUGCACGAUUUGCUACCUCAGGCUGUGCUCUCUGGGAACCCACCCUGUCCCUCCCCUGGGACAGUGGUGUCUUGGUGCUUCCCGAGGCCUCGGCUGUUGUCCUCUGUAGACUGAGCUGUCCAGACACAAAGGUGAGCUUGGGUGCCUGGCCUUCUUCUCCCCAUAGCCUGGCCACACCCUGCAGCUCCAAAAACAAAGACAGGGCCUGUUUCUUCAGGUGCUCUGGAAGCUGGUUUUAGGAGACCCGAGAAUCCUUCACUUGACCCAAGGACCCUGGAUAACCACCAGUGGGGACUGCCACAGAACUGUCUUAUCUUGGAGACAUCUUAGGGGUGUAGAAACCAGGACGUUUCCUAGAGCUCCAAGUAGGAAGAUGUUUGGGGUUAAAGAUUCUUUGGCCCAGGGAGGUAUUUCUUGAGGGUUCAGCUGCCCCAGUACGCACAUGCAAGAUUCUGCUUCUGAGUGUAGGAAAUGUGUCCCAGACUUCAGUGAGGGGACAUCAGGGCAAGUGUCUUUUAUUUGGUUUCCCCUAAGAGUCAGAAUCCACUAAGCAGCCAGCCAGCCAGGCGGGCCUCCGGGGUGGUGUUCUCAAGCCAGUCAGACCCUGGGCCAAGCCCGUGGGCAGAGUCCCCCCAACGGGGCAGCAUGCAGACCCCACUAGCCGACGACAGCACUGUACCCCGUGCUUGGUGCCCCCGUCCUCGGUGAGGAGAGGGUGGCCCGGGGGCUGUGUG
This is a messenger RNA of Phyllostomus hastatus (greater spear-nosed bat), 5079 nucleotides long. RefSeq names its product ADAM metallopeptidase with thrombospondin type 1 motif 15 (gene ADAMTS15). Gene Ontology annotation, biological process: proteolysis; extracellular matrix organization. NCBI's taxonomy places the organism in Eukaryota, Metazoa, Chordata, Mammalia, Chiroptera, Phyllostomidae. The record is from RefSeq and is a predicted model, not a curated record. Gene Ontology annotation, molecular function: zinc ion binding; metalloendopeptidase activity. Bases 357 to 3209 code for a protein of 950 amino acids. The transcript is spliced from 8 exons.